Messenger RNA from Doryrhamphus excisus (bluestripe pipefish), 2107 nucleotides. NCBI's taxonomy places the organism in Eukaryota, Metazoa, Chordata, Actinopteri, Syngnathiformes, Syngnathidae. The record is from RefSeq and is a predicted model, not a curated record.
AGGACGUGGCAAGGAAGUACUUUACUUCCUGUCUUUAGCUGGUGAGUGUUGACAUCAAGCAUUAUCCAGGUAAAUUGAAACGGACGUCCACCUGGAUCAUAUCGGACAUUGGAUUAGCUACACAGGCAGGAGUCAAGUGUGACGGAUAGGCCGGUGUCGUGCACAUGUGGAGCGGGCCGCUGGCGCUCAGCGUCCGGACGUCUGGAGAUGAUGGCAGGGCUACUGCUGCUUAUCUGCGGGCUUCUGGAGCUCUCGGUUAGCGUCUUAGCGAACGGAGACGGUUAUCCCAUCUUCACUGAUGAGAUUCCUUUCAAAAUCACAUGGCCUGGGGCCGAUUUUAAAAUGCCCACUUCUGGUGCACUUUAUAAAGAAGACAACUUUGUCAUCUUGACCACGCUAGAGAAGGAGAAAUACAAGUGUCUCCUUCCUUCACUCACAGCUGGAGACGAGGAUGAUGUCAAGGAAUACAGCGGCCCCAGUCCAGCCGAGCUUCUGGAGCCUCUGUUCAAACGAAGCAGCUGCUCAUACCGGAUUGAAUCCUAUUGGACUUAUGAAGUAUGCCAUGGAAAACAUGUGAGACAAUACCAUGAAGAGAAGGAGACGGGUCAGAAAAUAAGUGUUCAGGAAUACUUCUUGGGGAAUAUAGCAGACAAGAAACAAAGUCCCGAAGCAGAUCUUUCAGCUAAAAGUGAGGAAACUGAAACUGCUCAAUCGACGCCUGAAACGGAAGUUCCGUCUAAGAACAUAGAAGGUCAGCUGACUCCUUAUUACUCGCUGGAGAUGGGCUACGGGACGCCGUGUGUGCUGAAGCAGAACCAGCCACGCUCCACCUCGGUCCUGUACGUGUGUCACCCGGAGGCCAAGCACGAGAUCCUGUCCAUCGCCGAGGUCACCACCUGCGAGUACGAGGUGGUGGUGCUGACCCCCCUGCUCUGCACACACCCCAAAUACAGGUUCAAGUCGUCCCCGGUUAACGCCAUCUUCUGCCAAGCGCUAGCUGGUUCACCGCUGCGGCCUCAGCGGCUGGCCCAGCUGGACAAGGAGCAGGAGGAGCAGCUCAAGCCUCCUUUCAUGGCGACUACGGAGCCCAGGGAGGAGGAGACCACGCCUAUGAAAGAAGAGGCCUUCACUUCCACUCACAAACCCAUGGCCGUGGGCGGGCAGGCCCAGGUAGCCGUGGGCACCACCCACAUCUCACGCCUGACUGACAACCAGCUCAUCAAGGAGUUCCUCAGCGGCUCCUACUGUUUACACGGGGGGGUUGGAUGGUGGAAAUAUGAAUUUUGUUACGGAAAGCACGUCCAUCAGUACCAUGAGGACAAGGAGCAAGGCAAGAACAUUGUGGUGGUCGGGAGCUGGAAUGCAGAAGAACACAUGGAGUGGGCCAAGAAGAACGUGGCUCGAUCCUACCAGCUGAAAGACACCGGAGCGCAGAAAGUCAAGUUGGUCUCGCACUUCUACGGCCAUGGCGACCUGUGCGAUAUGACUGGGAAGCCCAGACAAGUUAUCGUGAAAUUAAAAUGUAAAGAGUCUGAAUCUCCCCAUGCCGUCACCGUCUACAUGUUGGAACCUCAAACCUGCCAGUACAUCCUUGGGGUUGAGUCUUCAGUUAUAUGCAGGAUUCUUGACUCAGCAGAUGAACAAGGACUGCUCUCCAUCUCCACCUAACCUGCCCAAGGUCGUGUGAUGUCAAGCAGAGGAAAAUCCUGAGUGGGGUAGUUGCCAAAAAAAAACAAAAGAAAUGCCCCUGCCGCUGCACAUGAUGUUCAAACUGUGGUGUCGUUGGCCGGGCUGGACUUGAUGCCACCGGGCAGCAGAAAGACCCCCCCAGGCUUCCUGAAACGGUGCAACGGGGGUCCCACCGCAUCACUGGGUUGUAGCUGAAAUAAAUCGCUCGCGGGUUUAUUGUCCAUAUUUUAUAUCUAGGCUUUAAAAUGUGUUGAUUUGGAAUGAAGAAGAUGAAAUCUACAUUUUUCCUGUGUGUGUUUGAGUGUGUCUGAGGACUAAUGAUUGACAGUCUUAGCGCUUGUAAUCUGAAUCAUGAGGGUGAGUGUAACUUAUGCAUCAGCGGCUGCUGUCAAAUGGGUAAAUGCUUGAAAAGCUUCAU